AUGUGUGUGACAGUCAAUGUUUUGUCAUUGGUGUGUUUGUGUGUGUGUGUGUGUGUGUGUGUGUGUGUGUGUGUUCAGCCCAAACCGAGGUAUGCCGUCACCAUUGCCGUCUCUUCUCGGACCUUAUUUAACAUGGUCGAGGAGAGGAAGAUCUAUGAUGAAGAAGGACUAGAGAGAUACGUUGCCUACCAGCAGGACCACGAAAAUGAGCCGCUGAAACCAGGGCCCGCCCUCCCCUUCGUCAAGGCUCUGAUGACUGUGAACGACAGACUGAGGGAGCUGUAUCCAGACAGUGAAGAGCUUUUCGACAUUGUCCUCAUGACUAAUAACCAUGCCCAGGUCGGCGUUCGUCUCAUCAACAGCAUCAAUCACUAUGACCUGACCAUUGAGAGGUUCUGUAUGACCGGAGGGCAGAGUCCUAUUGGUUAUCUGAAGGCCUACAUGACCAACCUGUACCUCUCCAAGGACACGAAAAAAGUCCAGGAGGCCAUUGAGGAAGGGAUUGCGGCUGCUGUCAUGUUUAAGCCAGACGUGGAGACAGAGCUGAGUGAGACACAGCUGCGUGUGGCUUUUGACGGAGACGCUGUCCUGUUUUCUGACGAGUCCGAGAUCAUCGUCAAAAAGCACGGUCUGGACACGUUCUUCGAACACGAGAAGAAGUACGAGAACAAACCGCUUGCACAGGGCCCUCUGAAGUGCUUCCUGGAAGCUCUGGGGAAGCUGCAGCGCAAGUUCUACGCCAAAAACGAGCGUUUGAACUGCCCGAUCCGCACCUUCCUGGUGACAGCACGCAGCGCGGCCAGCUCCGGCGCCCGCGUCCUGAAGACGCUCAGGAGCUGGGGCCUGGAGAUCGACGAGGCCCUCUUCCUCGCCGGGGCCCCUAAAGGCCCCCUCCUACAGAAGAUUCGACCCCACAUCUUCUUCGAUGACCAGAUGUUCCACGUGGAGGGCGCCAAGGAGCUGGGCACCAUCUCCGCCCACGUGCCCUAUGGCAUAGGGCAGAAAUACCAUAAAGGGAAGCUGAUCGAACAACCAGCCAAACAGAGCUAAGGAACACAUCAACAUCUUC
Messenger RNA from Chanos chanos (milkfish), 1069 nucleotides. It is a transcript of the gene nt5c1bb, whose product is annotated as 5'-nucleotidase, cytosolic IB b. The coding region runs from base 1 to 1050 and encodes 349 amino acids. NCBI's taxonomy places the organism in Eukaryota, Metazoa, Chordata, Actinopteri, Gonorynchiformes, Chanidae. The record is from RefSeq and is a predicted model, not a curated record. The transcript is spliced from 7 exons. Gene Ontology annotation, cellular component: cytoplasm; cytosol. Gene Ontology annotation, molecular function: 5'-nucleotidase activity; magnesium ion binding; nucleotide binding. Gene Ontology annotation, biological process: adenosine metabolic process; nucleotide metabolic process.